This is a messenger RNA of Homo sapiens (human), 1757 nucleotides long. RefSeq names its product membrane associated ring-CH-type finger 11 (gene MARCHF11). Gene Ontology annotation, cellular component: cytoplasmic vesicle membrane. Gene Ontology annotation, molecular function: zinc ion binding; ubiquitin-protein transferase activity; ubiquitin protein ligase activity. NCBI's taxonomy places the organism in Eukaryota, Metazoa, Chordata, Mammalia, Primates, Hominidae. Gene Ontology annotation, biological process: protein ubiquitination. The transcript is spliced from 4 exons. Bases 217 to 1425 code for a protein of 402 amino acids. The record is from RefSeq and is marked validated.
AGAGCCGAGCCGGCGGCUCCACCGAACGGCCGCGCCUGCCGCCGCCGCAGCUGCAGAACCUUCCGCAUCCCCUCCCCGUCCCGCCCCCUAGCCCCAGGCGUCCGGGCCCCCUCCCUCCUUUUCCCCUCUCCCUCCCGCCCCCUCCGCGCUCUCUUUCCCUGCAGCCAGAGCCCGGCCCGCCAGCCGGGCCGGCAGGAGGGCGGCGGCGGCACAACCAUGAGCUUUGAGGGCGGCCACGGCGGCAGUCGGUGUCGCGGGGCGGAGAGCGGGGACGCCGAGCCUCCCCCGCAACCUCCCCCGCCGCCGCCGCCGACGCCGCCGCCGGGAGAGCCGGCCCCGGUCCCCGCGGCCCCGCGCUACCUGCCGCCGCUGCCCGCGUCCCCCGAGACCCCCGAGCGCGCCGCGGGGCCAAGCGAGCCGCUAGGGGAGGUGGCCCCGCGGUGCAGGGGAGCGGACGAGCUGCCGCCUCCGCCCCUGCCCCUGCAGCCCGCCGGCCAGGAAGUGGCGGCGGCCGGCGACUCCGGGGAAGGUCCGAGGCGCCUCCCGGAGGCGGCAGCAGCGAAAGGCGGCCCCGGGGAGUCUGAGGCCGGCGCGGGCGGCGAGCGCGAGCGGCGGGGCGCCGGAGACCAGCCCGAGACGCGCUCGGUGUGCAGCAGCCGCAGCAGCAGCAGUGGCGGCGGCGACCAGCGCGCUGGGCACCAGCACCAGCACCACCAGCCCAUCUGCAAGAUCUGCUUCCAGGGCGCGGAGCAGGGUGAGUUGUUGAACCCCUGCCGAUGUGAUGGGUCAGUUCGGUAUACACAUCAGCUGUGCCUGCUAAAAUGGAUCAGUGAGAGAGGUUCCUGGACCUGUGAACUUUGCUGUUAUAGAUACCAUGUUAUAGCCAUUAAAAUGAAACAACCUUGCCAGUGGCAGAGCAUUUCUAUAACACUGGUUGAGAAAGUUCAGAUGAUUGCUGUAAUCCUAGGAUCCCUGUUCUUAAUAGCCAGUGUGACUUGGCUCCUCUGGUCAGCCUUCAGCCCCUAUGCAGUGUGGCAGAGGAAGGACAUCCUUUUUCAGAUCUGCUAUGGAAUGUAUGGUUUUAUGGAUCUAGUGUGCAUAGGUCUCAUUGUUCAUGAAGGAGCUGCAGUUUACAGAGUGUUUAAGCGCUGGCGAGCUGUGAAUUUGCACUGGGAUGUGUUAAAUUAUGACAAAGCCACAGACAUCGAAGAAAGCAGCCGGGGAGAGUCUUCCACAAGUAGGACUUUGUGGUUGCCAUUGACAGCUCUGCGGAACAGAAACUUGGUCCACCCAACUCAGUUAACCUCACCAAGGUUUCAGUGUGGCUAUGUGUUAUUGCACCUGUUCAAUCGGAUGAGGCCCCAUGAAGACUUAUCAGAAGAUAACAGCUCGGGGGAGGUUGUGAUGAGAGUGACUUCAGUGUGACAAAAGCAUAAGAUGAUGCAGUGUGGACCACCCUGCACAUUUUGCAAUGUAAUUGCAGUGAAUGGCAAAACCAUAGCACUUCUAAAAACACAUCUAUGAACUUUUUAAAAUUUAUGCUUUUUAUAUGAACAUUUGAAUUGCAAAUACAUUUUUCUGAGAAAAAGAGUCCUCUUGUUCUUCGUUGUCUGGUUUGUCACAUCUUUUAUAAGUUGGUACUUGAAAUCAUUAUACAUAUAAUUUAACUAUACUUGGUUAAAAGAAUAAUGAAAGUUAUCCUUAAGGCCAAAACUAUUUUUUCUUGCUUGUUUUAAAUAUAUUUUUAUGAAAGCUUU